Seminavis robusta is the source of this 1389-nucleotide messenger RNA. Lineage: Eukaryota; Bacillariophyta; Bacillariophyceae; Naviculales; Naviculaceae. The record is from the annotation of a GenBank genome assembly.
AUGAAGUUCCUUUCUCUUGCAUUGCUGGCCCUGCUCCCUGCCACUGUCCUUUCUCAAACCGCUGUGCCAAUCUUCUGUGAAACUUUUGAAUUGACCAUCUCUGCUGUUUCAUUCAGCUUCCAAGACUGGGUGGGAGGUAGCGCUGUGAAUCACAAUGGAGGAGAAAUUGAGUGGGGAAAUCCCACUACCAGUGGCCAAUCCGGCUUGGAAACAUCUUCCAAUGUGCCUGGGACAGUGAUUCCUGGACCGGAGUUUCCCAUUGGUACCUUGACUCACAACAACAACCCCAUCACAGGUUCAGCCCUAACUCAAGUUGAUCUUGUGGUGUCAGUCACUGCCAAUGGUCAGGUCUACCCGUUUGUCUACCGGCUUUCCAUUCAUGAAACUCCAAACCAUCUAAGUAAUUGUCCUUAUGCGACCAUUGGGAGUCUUGGUUGUUCUGAUCGAGUCUUCAUUAUUGAUAAUCCUUCUCCACAAACUGUCAUGCUGGCUAAUGGAGUCAACUUUGAAAUUGAUCUGCUUGGUUUCCGCAUGUGCCCCACUUGUCCUAUCAAGACACAGUUCAUCUCUCAAGAGACCCGAUCGACCUCCGCCCAAUUGUUUGCAAACUUGAUUUUGACUGACUGCCCUCGUCGAGGUGGUGGUGGUGGAGACCCCCACUUUGAAACUUGGACUGGACACAAGUUCUAUGAUUACAUGGGAGCCUGUGACUUGCAUUUGGUUCAGGCCCCUCACUUUGCUCCUGCAUUGCCCUUGACAAUUGAUGUCCGAACCAAAAUUCGCUCUUGGUACUCCUUCAUUGAGUCUGCUGUUGUACAGAUUGGUGAUGAAACUCUUGAGAUUGGUUCCUUUGGAGAGUACUUGUUGAAUGGCGUUGAAGGUGCUGAAAUGCCCAACACAAUCGCUGGAUUUGAUGUCAAUGCAUUCAAUCCUACCAAGAAUGUGCACAUUUUGGAGAUCUACAUUGAUGAAGAUGAAAAGAUCAUCCUUCGUUCCUUCAAGGACAUGGUAACUGUCAAGAUUGAUAAUGCCAAGAAGGAACAAUUCCAUGGCAGUGCUGGUAUGAUGGGAGAAUUCGAGACCGGACAUGUCCUGGCCCGUGAUGGCAUGACCCGCAUGGAGGAUCCCAUUGCAAUUGCCAAUGAAUGGCAAGUCCGUGACACCGAACCAAUGCUCUUCAAUUCUGUCAAUGGACCUCAAUACCCCCAAGCCUGCCGCAUGCCUGAGCGCACAGCUCAACAAGCCCAGCGCCGUUUGGGUGGCAUUACUGUGUCCAAGUCUGAGGCUGAAACAGCAUGUGCUCAUUGGUCCAAAGCCAUGCGAGAGGCUUGUGUUAGCGAUGUUAUUGCCACUGGUGACUUGGAGUUGGCCGAGGCGGGAGAGCUAUGA